AAGUGUUAGCCACUGUGCCACGUCAGAGCUAACGUUCAAUGUAGUCAUUGAGAAGAGUCGACCAGCUUUGUAGUCUUCUCAUUUAUUGUUAACAAUGCGGCUGUUGUCGGUCUUAUUGCAUCUUCUCUUUCAAAUUUUUGUGGCAUUUGCCACCGAGCUCACGUUUGAGCUUCCUGACAACGAAAAACAAUGUUUCUACGAAGACUUGGAGAAGGACGUCAAGUUUGACAUCGAUUAUCAGGUGAUUUCAGGAGGAAACUACGACGUGGACUGUUUUGUGACAGAUCCUCUUGAUAACAUAUUGUACACGGAGAACAGGAAGCAGUAUGACAGCUUCUCCCACACCACUGCCAUGAAGGGAGUCUACAAGGUCUGCUUCAGCAAUGAGUUCUCCACGUUCUCACAUAAAUCCAUCUACCUGGACGUCCGUCAUGGCGAUGAGGACCCUCUGCUACCCAGUAUGACGAGAGCCACGGCGCUGACACAGCUGGAAUCCACAUGCGUCUCAAUCCAUGAGAUCCUGAAGGUGGUGGCUGAAUCCCAGACGUGGUAUCGCCUCAGGGAAGCACACGACCGCACGAGGGCGGACCAGCUCUUGGAACGCGUCACUUUCUGGUCGAUCGGCGAAACUAUUCUGCUGUUUAUCAUCGGCAUCGGCCAAGUCAUGUUGCUCAGGAGCUUCUUCAGUGAUAAGAAAGGCUCUGUGGCCGCAAUGACUUAACCACAUAUUUCAUAAAAAAACAAGAACUCUUCUUUUUGUUUAGUCAAUGUCUGCGUUGUUACUGAAGAGAUACCACAUGUACUACAGAGCCAGAUGAGUUAUUUUCUGAUACCUAGUAAUACCAUGCCACUGAGAAUGUCAUUGUGCCAAUUGCCUUAAAAUGCUGUCAGCAUCAUGAUGGCCCAAAAUGAGAAACACGCUGAUAAUUGAUUUCAUGUCUCUUUGUUUUUUGUGUGUGUUUGUCCUAAUUUAUGUGCAAAAGCUGUUACAAGUUUAAUAAAGUGCAUUUUGUCUGCAAUUUCCUAUGAAGGGUUAGGUACUUUUAUUUAUUUUUGGCAUGUGAAGAUUACAUUGUGUUUGCUUCCCUGCUUCGAUUAAUAAAAACAAACGGCA
Messenger RNA from Doryrhamphus excisus (bluestripe pipefish), 1114 nucleotides. RefSeq names its product transmembrane p24 trafficking protein 3 (gene tmed3). NCBI's taxonomy places the organism in Eukaryota, Metazoa, Chordata, Actinopteri, Syngnathiformes, Syngnathidae. The record is from RefSeq and is a predicted model, not a curated record.